AUGAACUCUACGGCCGCACCUGCUAUGCGGGUUGUGCUGUUAAUUUUCACCACAAUGGUAGUCGUCUCCAGUGCGCCAUCUCGACAAAAACGAGCCUUUGACUCCUUCGCUGGUAGUUUUUCCGGGUUGGACAAGAGAGCAUUUGAUUCACUCGCCGCACCAGGAUUCGACGCAUUCAACAAGAGGGCAUUUGACACUUUAGCAGGACAAGGAUUCGAGGCUUUCAAUAAACGUGCGUUCGAUUCGCUGGCAGCGUGUGAAGAAAUGGACUAUGUUGAGAUCUCACCGCGAAGAGAUUUGGAGCGGUUCUGGUUUGACCCCAUUCAACAAAAGAGCAUUCGACAGUCUUGCUGGCAACGGAUUCGGCGGGUUCGACAAAAGGAGCCCUUUGGAUGGAGCUAUGCUAUUGUAGUGCUACACAUCGACUUACCGAGUUUUAUAAUUAGAAUCAUUGUUCUGGUUAUGCUAUAUCUUCCCGACAUAAAGAACUAUCCAGAAAGAGAAACGAACUCGGUGGAUCAACACAAAAGAAUUUCCGAUGUAUAUGCAUUGAUACCGGUCACAUAUAAAAGAUGGUUGUUGUCGUUAUUGUAUACAAAUUCGAAAAGCACAGGUAUCACAGUUGGUGCUGAAUGCCUCAGCAAAGAAACAAAACACAAAACACGUAGAAGACACGCAGCAGACACACAGAAUGGGGUCGGAUCACCAACGGUAGUGCCGCUGGUAGUGACUAACGAGGAUGCCUGCGCAUCUAUGGUCAAAAUCCACAAAGGUCGCAUUGAUACGGGACCAUCUAUCUUUUUUGUUCGCAGCGACGUAUUCCUCCUUACGAUUCAUGAUAUUACUUCCGGCUAUGACUAUGGCUCAAACGCUUCCAAUGUUCGAUAA
Molecule: messenger RNA, 888 nt
Organism: Necator americanus (New World hookworm)
Lineage: Eukaryota; Metazoa; Nematoda; Chromadorea; Rhabditida; Ancylostomatidae
Exons: 10
Coding region: 1-888 (295 amino acids)
Source: RefSeq, a predicted model, not a curated record